UGGAGUACUGGUUUGCUGUUAUCAACUCUCACGUGCGAAGCACUAUGGGCUCUGGAGAUCACUACUCUGGGUCGUCGUCGGAGCUGAGUCAGUUGACUCGGGAGUUCCUGGACUGGGCGAGUCAGCCCGAGUUCUCGGCUUGGCUGAGAAGGGUUCACAGGAAAAUCCACGAGAACCCAAGCUAGCCUUCGAGGAGUUCAAGACGAGUCAACUCGUGAGAUCGGAGCUCGACUCGCUCGGCGUCGAGUACACGUGGCCGGUGGUAAAGACCGGCGUGGGGGCUUCCGUGGGGAGCGGCGCUCAGCCCUGGUUCGCCCUCACAUGGACGCUCGUCCCAUUCAGGUUCUCUCUCUCCCAUAGGCCCAAAUUGAGGCCCAUUUCUUCUUCAAAGCCCAACACUUUUUUGUAUAGUCAUAGUCUCAGAUUGAGUCUCUGAUCUUUCUCUGAGCAAUGGCAAACUACUCACUACUUUCGGCUGUUUCAAGAAGGUUAGAGGGAAAGGUGGCUAUAAUAACAGGAGGAGCAAGUGGAAUAGGCGCAUUCACUGCAAAAGUAUUCGCCAAUCAUGGAGCCAAUGUUUUCAUAGCAGACCUCCAAGACGAUCUCGGCCGCUCGGUCUGUGAAUCCAUAGGCGAAACAAGCUGCAAAUAUGUCCAUUGCGAUGUCACAGACGAAUCCCAAGUGAAAACCGCCGUGGAAAAAGCGGUCAAGGCCUACGGGAAGCUAGACAUAAUGUUCAACAACGCCGGCAUAAUCGACGAAUACAAGCCCCGUAUAAUCGACAACAAGAAGGCUGAUUUUGAGCGCGUGUUGAGCGUGGAUGUGACCGGGGUCUUCCUUGGUAUAAAGCACGCCGCUCAGGCCAUGAUCCCUGCCAGGAGCGGCAGCAUCAUCGUGACUGCAAGCAUGAGUUCGUGCGUCGGCGGUGUGGCGACGCACGCUCUCACCGCGGCAAAGCACGCCGUGGUGGGACUAACGAAAAAUGUAGCAGUCGAGCUGGGACAGUUCGGAAUCAGAGUGAAUUCCCUGUCGCCUUCUGUGGUGGCGACACCUCCGGCGAUGACGUUUCUCGGGGUUGAUCAUGAGGAGGGGGUUGAGAAUUUGGCGAGCUCGGUGGCGAACCUAAAACAUGUCACGCUUAAGGCGGAGGAUGUGGCAAAUGCGGCUCUGUUUUUGGCUAGCGACGAGGGAAGAUAUAUAAGUGGGCAUAACCUUGUUAUUGAUGGUGGUUUUAGCGUUGUUAAUCCUUCCUUCCACAUGUUUCAGUACCCGGAGAAUUGAUCAUCUUUGCAACAAACGGGGAAUUUUUUUUUUUUAAAAAAAAUUUUCUCAGUUGAUUUUAAGGU
Messenger RNA from Morus notabilis, 1346 nucleotides. RefSeq names its product secoisolariciresinol dehydrogenase-like. The record is from RefSeq and is a predicted model, not a curated record. NCBI's taxonomy places the organism in Eukaryota, Viridiplantae, Streptophyta, Magnoliopsida, Rosales, Moraceae. The coding region runs from base 451 to 1281 and encodes 276 amino acids. The transcript is spliced from 3 exons.